Messenger RNA from Puntigrus tetrazona (Sumatra barb), 2390 nucleotides. RefSeq names its product BSCL2 lipid droplet biogenesis associated, seipin (gene bscl2). Gene Ontology annotation, biological process: lipid droplet organization; lipid storage. NCBI's taxonomy places the organism in Eukaryota, Metazoa, Chordata, Actinopteri, Cypriniformes, Cyprinidae. Bases 481 to 1785 code for a protein of 434 amino acids. Gene Ontology annotation, cellular component: endoplasmic reticulum membrane. The transcript has 11 exons. The record is from RefSeq and is a predicted model, not a curated record.
CUGAUCUGUAGAUAGUAAGCGACAAGCGUUCGUUUCAUUUUCUUAAUUAAAUAUGACUUAGAGAUCAAUUGCUCUGCCCUGAAAUGCAUAAAUUAUGCGUCACUCUAGCACAUAACCGAGGAAAGGAAGGGAAAGGAGAGGGGUCGGUCCACUGGAGUUUUUCAUCAGUGUAUUUUGAAGCAGAAAUAUUUAUUUGUCCAUGGCGUGUUGUCAAAUUAAAGAAGGGCACUCUGUGACUUCAUCGACUAUUACAGAAGAAAGCUGGAAAAGCAGAUUUAUACCGUCAGAUAAGAAACCGGCAUGUCAUGUCUUUAGUCACAGAUCAAGGUCUAAAGACGACUAGAUCCAAAUGUGACUUUGGUCAAAUUUGUGUCAUGACCUUCUAACCCACUCUAUUUUCAAACUAUUAAUUCUGCCUAUAGAUGACAAGAUUUAUUAGAUGUAGUGACGUAUUACUGGACAGCGUUUGAAGUGGUUUGCAUGAGUAAAGAGGGAAAGACCCCUUUGCCUGCAGUGGGGGGGUUGACGGGCAGACAGCGUGACAGUGAAGGAUUGCCCACUAUGGGUGCAGCAAUGGGGCCUUUGCUGCUUUGGCUCCAAGAUGUGGCGGCGGUGACCCUUCUAAGAGCUCGCAGGACUCUUCUAAGGGCUGCUAUCCUGUUCUGCGUCCUGGUGCUUCUUCUGUGGGUCUCCAUCUUCUUGUAUGGAAGCUUCUACUAUUCCUACAUGCCCAGUGUCAGCUUCUCCACACCAGUGCACUUCUACUACAGGACAGAUUGUGAUGCUUCAGAUUCAGUCCUCUGUUCUUUCCCCAUGGCUAACAUCUCACUUUUGAAGAAUGGAAAAGACCAGGUAAUGAUGUCUGGUCAGGCCUACAGGAUCUCUCUGGAGCUGGAAAUGCCAGAAUCUCCUGUUAAUGAACAGCUUGGCAUGUUCAUGGUCAAAAUGUCUUACUAUACCACUCAUGGGACAGUAGUUCAGUCUGUGGCCCGCUCAACGAUGCUGCACUACCGUUCUAAUCUGCUGCAGACCUUGAGCACGCUGCUGUUCUCACCCCUCCUGCUCACAGGUGUGUCUGAGCAGAAACAGCUCAUCGAGGUGGAGCUCUACCCAGAUUUCAAAUCAGACCUUUACCAGCCUGCUGUUGGUGCCGUGAUCGAGAUCCAGUCCCGCAGAGUCCAGAUUUAUUCUGCCCAGCUUAGGAUCCAUGCCUACUUCACUGGCAUUAGAUACCUCCUUUAUAAUUUCCCUGUGAUGUCUGCAAUUGUUGGGGUGGCGAGUAACUUCACCUUCCUCAGUGUCAUUUUGCUCUUCAGCUACCUGCAGUUCAUCUGGGGAGGGCUCUAUCCCCCCGAGCAGGUCAGAGUGAAGGUGAUGAUGGGAGACUCGACACGACUUCAGCAGAGGAGGGAAGAAGCACGUAAACGUAUGCACUCAUCCGCCAGCACUCCUACAAUGACUUAUGGAAGAGAUAGCAGUGAAGCGGCAGAUCCACCAAAACAAGCCGUUCGUAACAAAGGUGAACUGGACACUCCUAGUGUGCUUCGGACAGAAGGACUGAAUCACCUGCAAGAGGAUGAAGCUGCUCAGGACUCCUCGACAGAUGAAGCUCCCGUUUUCCUUGAGGCUCCUCAUAUCGCAGAGACUCAUUUGAGUGAGGAGGAUCCCGAUCUUGAGCAGAGGGCAGCAGGAAUGGGAAACGGGACUCAAGAUGAAGAAACUAACCAACCGCAGUCCUCAGACACCAGCCUUAGACAAAGGCAUGGACCCUGGAUGAGGCUCUGAGCUCCAAACUCUGUAGCCACCUCAAACGCACAUGCAUUCUGUUACAUUAAAGCGCAUUACAUGACUCAUAGCUAGCAUAUUUGAGACAUUCCUUUUGCAGUGCAUUUUUCGACAACAGCAACAAAAAAAUUCUGAUGCAUUUGAAAACCAGUUUACCUCGUGGAGCCGAUGUAAAGCUACAGACAAUUUCCUGCUCUGCUGCUAUUGUUCUCCUUUAGAUGAUUACCUACUAUAGGGCUUAAAGGUCACUUUUAGGGUCCUGUCGUGAUUUAACCUGUCUGCGGUUCUGUUACAUUGUCAGUUUUGCAUGCAAAGUGUAACUACUGUAAUUGUGUACAGUGUUUUAACACUUCCGUUUUAUCCAUUUUCCUUGCAUUCAUCUGUGUUGUGAUGUAUCUCGCAAAAAUCUUUACCACGGCUAAGCAGCUCCGCUCAACUUCUUGGAAUAUUGUAUAAUUUGUUUCAUCAGUUUCACUUAUUUUACUGCAGAAAAUGUAAAAACAUAUUUUGUUAAAGAGGAGCAUGUUUCUUAUAAAAAAAAUCUGAAGUGGCAUUUAUGUGGCAAACAAUAAAUAAUAAUUAGAUUAAUAAUAAUAAUACAAAUA